Messenger RNA from Gavialis gangeticus (Gharial), 2626 nucleotides. Its product is annotated as melanin-concentrating hormone receptor 1-like. Gene Ontology annotation, molecular function: melanin-concentrating hormone receptor activity; neuropeptide binding. Gene Ontology annotation, cellular component: neuron projection; membrane. Bases 1 to 1254 code for a protein of 417 amino acids. Gene Ontology annotation, biological process: neuropeptide signaling pathway. NCBI's taxonomy places the organism in Eukaryota, Metazoa, Chordata, Crocodylia, Gavialidae. The transcript has 2 exons. The record is from RefSeq and is a predicted model, not a curated record.
AUGCUGUGCAACAAAGUGUUAACCGUCCGCGCCUCCAGCAGCCUCGGAGGUAAUCCUCCUCUCUCCCUCCUCUCCCAGCCCAAUUCGUGCCCACUGGCAACGGUCUGGAAUGCGCCCCGCUGCCGCUUCGACGGCAACCAGCAGCCCCCCCGCCGCGCCGCGCCGACCCCGGCUGCCCACUCAGGAAUUCACCUGGAGGACGCAGUGGCAGAGAGGCCGGCCCCUUAUACCAACGUGAUCAUGCCCAGCCUGUUCAGCAUCAUCUGCUUCCUGGGCAUUGUUGGGAACCUCAUUGUCAUCUACACCAUUGUCAAGAAGAAGAAGCUGAGGUGCAAACAGACCGUGCCUGACAUCUUUAUCUUCAACCUCUCCAUCGUGGACCUGCUCUUCCUGCUGGGCAUGCCCUUCCUCAUCCACCAGCUCCUCGGCAAUGGCUCCUGGUACUUUGGAGCUCCUCUGUGCACCAUCAUCACUGCUUUGGACACUAACAGUCAAAUCACCAGCACCAACAUCCUGAUGGUAAUGACCCUUGACCGUUACCUGGCAACUGUCUACCCUCUGAAAUCCACCUAUGUCCGAACGCCCUGUGUAGCAGCCUUAGUCAUCUGUUUGGUGUGGCUCCUAUCCUUCCUUACAAUCAUUCCCGUGUGGAUGUACACGGGCCUGAUGCCUCUGGACGAUGGGACUGUCCGCUGUGCUCUCCUCCUUCCCAACCCCGAGACUGAUAUCUACUGGUUCACCCUCUACCAGUUCAUGCUGGCCUUUGCCAUCCCCUUGAUUGUCAUCUGUGUGGUUUAUUUUAAGAUCCUCCAGCACAUGGCUACCACCGUGGUCCCCCUGCCCCAAAGGAGCCUCCAGGUACGUACCAAGAAAGUCACCCGCAUGGCUGUUGCCAUCUGCUCUGCCUUUUUCAUUUGCUGGGCCCCCUUCUACAUCCUGCAGCUCGUGCACCUGGGCAUCGACACGCCUUCCAUCGCCUUCUUCUAUGCCUACAACUUUGCCAUAAGUUUGGGCUAUGCCAAUAGCUGCCUCAACCCUUUCCUCUACAUAGCCCUGAGUGAGACCUUCAAGCACCAGUUCAUGGUGGCCAUUCGUCCGGCCAAGGAGCAGGUCCGCAACAGCAGCUCCAUCAACAACAACAGCACGACAGAGGCCAGCGUGUGCUUGAAGCUUGCACCCGAAUCCACUCAGCAGACUCAGUUUCUGGAGGACUUUUCCCCACACUCACUGCCUGUGACAGUUGCUGUUCACUAGUAACCAUGUGGUCACACCUCUGGAAGGUCUUGGCUUCUUUUCUGAGAAUACCACAAAACACGGAGAAGCAGCAGUGUCUGGUGACACCAAUGUCGGCACGCCUCCAUUUCAGACACAAUCAACCUUGUCCUCUCUCAUUGUAGGGCUCUGCUCUCAGCUUACCUUAGAUCUAAGAGCUACUGCAUACUGCUGCUUAGCUUCACUGACAGGUAUUAGGGACUCAUUUCUAUCUCAUGCAAAACACUAGGCUCCCACCGUGGGAAGAAAGGGAGAGAGAGAAAACAUAAAAUGAGAGGCUGUUUCAGAAGGGCAUUUGUUGGCACUGAAGUGUAAGCCCUAUGCCAGCCAUUAGCAAGGUGCAUGCAAAUGGUUUCUUCUUGCUCACCACUUUUUCUGGGCACAAGCCGAUACAGAUAUUCUGCCUUUAAAACUGGAAGCUUUUAAAAAGAAGUAUUUUAACAAGAAAAACUCUCUGUGAACUUUCUGAGACCUGUGCUGAAAUACUAGAAGCAAGCAGAGUAGGUACUGCUCAGCACAGCAGCCUCCAAAGUGCCUGAGAACCAAACCCACAAAUGUUAGGAAGGAAACGUCUGCAGUCGGCUGCCUUGCCAAGAUCUGCUGGAUUUUUGGCCAAGUCCCACCUGCUUCCAAAGAGUUGUUUUGCAUGGACAGCCUACAAAUAUUCAUGAGUUGGAUGCUGGGGACCGUCAGAAACUGUCUGUAUAUAUUUGUUCGCAAAAUCAGGUCCUCUGGCAGGAACUGAUUGUAUCGCUUCAAGGGAUUUCAGAUAGUUCCUCAAAGCUGCUGCUCCUUAUUUCAGAUCUAUUGAUACUUGUGCCAUUAAGCCUGUUUCCCUGCUAAGUCCUCCUGCUGCUCCAUCUGUGCCCCUCUGUCUGCCCAGCCAUCAGAGAACAUUACCCAGGCAGCUUUUUAGGAGUUCCUCCAAAAAAUAAUGGGUGCGAACAGAUACAGAGGACUGCAAUGCAAGGUGAUGGGAGAAGGUAGCUGUGAGGAAACAGCUGCCUUUGUGACUUCCUGAAAAUAAUACUACCAAUUAAAACAAAAGGGUCUGCAUCUUGCAAGCACAAAGACUUUGAGGUAACUCCACUUCUUAGAAGGACUGGUGAAGAGACGGUGUGGAUCAGCUCACUGCUGGAGAUUACACUGAUGGACUGUGGAGUCUUCCUAGGAGACAGAAUCAGGAAUUCUUAAGUAGCUUGUUAAACAAGGAGAAGUUCACUGUUGUAGAUUAACUGUAUGUAAAAGUAGUGCUCAAACCACAUGGCGUAUGAUGCAUAGGAACUCAUCCGCAUGCUCAAAGCUCUCUACCAGGGGUGGGCAAAAUGCGGCCCGCGGGCUGGAUGCAACCUGC